Messenger RNA from Vicia villosa (hairy vetch), 531 nucleotides. Its product is annotated as transcription factor bHLH25-like. The record is from RefSeq and is a predicted model, not a curated record. The transcript has 4 exons. Lineage: Eukaryota; Viridiplantae; Streptophyta; Magnoliopsida; Fabales; Fabaceae. The coding region runs from base 1 to 531 and encodes 176 amino acids. Gene Ontology annotation, molecular function: protein dimerization activity.
AUGGAGGAAUCUGGAGAAAAUUGGCCUUCUGAUUGUGAUAUGGGUUCAUGUGUUGACGUCAUUUUUGAUGAUGGUGAUGAUUUAAAUGAGAAGGAUUUAUCAGAGAAGAUGCUGGAACUUUCAGCCACCAUUCCUGACUCGAAUAAGAUUGACAAUGCUUCUAUCUUGGACAAGGCUAGAAACUAUGUGAAACAACUUCAAGAACGUGUUAAAGAGCUAGAAAAAGAUGCUGAAUCCAAAAAAAAUUGUAGCAAUAAUAAUGGAAUAAGUACUGAUAGUCUUCCUGAGGUCAAAGCAAUAGUGUCAAAAAUGGAAGUUCUCAUCAAAAUCCAUUGUGAGAAACAAAAUGGGGUCUUGGUUAAAAUAUUGACACACAUUGAAAAUCUUCAUCUUUCAGUAAAAAGUAGUAGUGUAUUGGAAUUUGGGAAAUCCACAUUUGGUAUAACCAUUGUUGCUCAGAUGGGUGAUGGAUAUAAUAUUACGGUGGAUGACCUAGUGAAAAGUCUCAUAACGGCGAUCUCAACAAAAUAG